Sphenostylis stenocarpa is the source of this 285-nucleotide messenger RNA. Lineage: Eukaryota; Viridiplantae; Streptophyta; Magnoliopsida; Fabales; Fabaceae. The record is from the annotation of a GenBank genome assembly.
AUGGUAAGUCCCGAUGAUGCUAAAAAAUUUAGGGAUUUAUUACAAGAUCAUGUGUAUACAUUUCUGGAUGGUCUUGAUGAUCGUUUGGAUCAUGAUUGUUUGCAACAAUGGCAACAAAGGGAGCAUAACUUCAACAAAUUGUUACAAAAAGAAGUGUAUGGAAUGGUGGUAAAUAUGACAAAAGGAAAUCAAAUGCUGAAGGUGGAUGUGCACAUUAUGGGAACAAAAGGAAAACAAAGGAGGCGUGUUUCAAAUUACAUGGCUAUAUCUAGACUGGUGGCAUGA